Molecule: messenger RNA, 231 nt
Organism: Sclerotinia sclerotiorum 1980 UF-70
Lineage: Eukaryota; Fungi; Ascomycota; Leotiomycetes; Helotiales; Sclerotiniaceae
Exons: 2
Coding region: 1-231 (76 amino acids)
Source: RefSeq, a predicted model, not a curated record
AUGAAUGCGAAAAGAAGAAUUACACCAAUAGUACAAGUCGUCCUCCAACCGGGUGAUGUUCGAGAUUUAUACCCACAAGCAAGGCAUGAGGUAUCAGAUGGCACUGCACCUGAGCAACAGUUCGGAUAUUUUUCAUACCGCGCGGCAAUGACAGAUAUUCAACAAACUCAAUUCCGUCUAGGUCGCAUCCCGAGAUCGUGGAGGAAUGCAAACCUUUCUUUGAUUGGCUAA